AUGGCCAACCCCCGCGCACCAAAGCCCACCAAACCAACCAAAGGAGAAGAAAACCCCCCCUCCAUCAAAGUAACCACCUACCGCCCCCCCGACAACCCCGCCGAAGCCCUCACCUUCCUCGCCGCCCUCCUCUACUUCCUCUCCCUCGCCUUCAUCCACCUGCCCCCCCACCUCCUCAGCACCCCCACCAGCCCCCUCGGCCGCAUCAUCGAAAGCACCCUUCACUUCCCCGGCGGCGUGGCGACCUACACGUGGCUGGUGAAUGUGAUUGCGAUUCCCGUGGUGGCGAUCCAUGUGGGCGAGACGUAUUGGAUGGAGAGGACGAGGCUGAGGAAGUUUGGGGUGAGGAGGGGGAGUGCGGUGUGGUGGGCGUGGGUGGGGAGUGUUUUUGUGGAAGGGGGGAUGGCGUUUUGGAGGUUUGAUCGGGUUGUGCAGGGGUUGGGGGGGAAGAAGGGGUUGUAA
This is a messenger RNA of Dichotomopilus funicola, 462 nucleotides long. RefSeq lists its product as uncharacterized. NCBI's taxonomy places the organism in Eukaryota, Fungi, Ascomycota, Sordariomycetes, Sordariales, Chaetomiaceae. The transcript has a single exon. Bases 1 to 462 code for a protein of 153 amino acids. The record is from RefSeq and is a predicted model, not a curated record.